GAAGAGGAGGAGUGGGCGUCUCGGGGACAGCACCGUGGCUGUGUGUCCCCGUCACCGUUCACAAACACCGCCAUCCUUGAGCCGACGCAGUCUGCGAGGUCCUGGUGGAUUUUUUGGAGCCUGAGCCCUGCCGGCACCGCGGGGAGGAGGAAGAGCCGGGAAGACGUGCCGGGUGAUGGAUGGCCCCAGCCCCGCUCGGCGGCCUCGGGGGAGCGGGACCGGCGGCUCGGGGACCUCGGGGACCUGGCUGGCAGCACCCGCCUCUGCAGAGCCCCGCAGCGCCUGCUCCGCUGAGCUCCGGAGCCCGCGGCCGGCGGCAGCCGGGAGGAUUUGGAGGGGCCCCGGGUGACCCCCGAGUCCCCGUGGCGGGGGAUGGUGCGGGGCUGAGCCGCCGUCCCCCGGGCAUGGCACGGCAGGGCUCGGGGGCCAUGCUGGCCUCGGGGGGCCUGGGGUUCCCCCCCCAAAACCUGGCCCGCGUGGUGGUGUGGGAGUGGCUGAAUGAGCACGGGCGCUGGAGGCCCUACUCGGCCGCCGUGUGCCACCACAUCGAGAACGUGCUGAAGGAGGACGCCCGUGGCAGCGUGGUGCUGGGACAGGUCGAUGUCCAGCUGGCACCCUACGUCAUCGACCUCCAGUCCAUGCAUCAGUUCCGGCAGGACACGGGGACCAUGCGCCCCGUCCGGAGGAACUUCUACGACCCCUCCUCGGCGCCGGGGAAGGGAAUCGUGUGGGAAUGGGAGAACGACAACAACUCCUGGACUCCCUACGACAUGGACAUCUGCAUCACCAUCCAGAACGCCUACGAGAAGCAGCACCCCUGGCUGGACCUCUCCUCCCUGGGCUUCUGCUACCUCAUCUACUUCAGCAGCAUGUCCCAAAUGAACCGGCAGACGCAGCGCAAGCGGCGGCUGCGGCGCCGCAUGGACCUGGCCUAUCCCCUCACCAUGGGCUCCAUCCCCAAAUCGCAGUCGUGGCCGGUGGGCGCCAGCACGGGCACCCCCUGCUCGUGUCAGUGCCUGCUGGUCAACAGCACCCGCGCCGCCUCCAACGCCAUCCUGGCGUCCCAGCGCCGCAAACUCUACCCCGGCGCCGUCCGCCAGAGCAGCACCUUCGCCGGGGGAGCGCUGUGGCCGCCGGGGACGGGGACACCGGCGGUGGUGGCGGGGGGCGCGGCCAAGGGUGAAGGGCUGCGGGUGGCCGGAGCGGGGUUCGCCCCCGGGCAGGGCGUGCCCAGCGCGGCGCUGCCCGGUCUCAACAACCUCAACCGGCCCGGGACGCAGCGAGGGGCUGGGCUGGGCGCCAGGGCCGCUGUUCCCCCCGGGGUCCCGGCGCUCCCGGUCAAGAACCUGAACGGCACCGGCCCGGUCCAUCCCGCCCUCGCAGGGAUGACGGGGAUCCUCAUGUCCCGGCCUCGCUGCACCAGGGACCCCGAGCCAGAGAGGAUGGGGGGCACUGGGGGGCGAGGGGGGAUAUCCCUGCCCUGGUGA
Poecile atricapillus (Black-capped chickadee) is the source of this 1487-nucleotide messenger RNA. RefSeq names its product E3 ubiquitin-protein ligase DTX1-like. Gene Ontology annotation, molecular function: zinc ion binding; ubiquitin protein ligase activity. Gene Ontology annotation, cellular component: nucleoplasm. The record is from RefSeq and is a predicted model, not a curated record. Lineage: Eukaryota; Metazoa; Chordata; Aves; Passeriformes; Paridae. Gene Ontology annotation, biological process: protein ubiquitination; Notch signaling pathway.